CGAGACUCGGGCGCGUCAGCAGGAUUUAAGAUUCAGAAUGCCGAAACCAAAUGCCGGAAUGUUAGGACUGGACAAACGACCGGGCAAGGCGGUUGUCGUUUUAUUGGAAAAUCUGGGCGGGUGGCGCAUAGUAUCCGUGGUCGUAACUGGCCUAGUGAAGCCAUAUACGAAGAUCAGGUUGGAAUCCUUCAACCCUGUGGGCUGAUGUGUAUAAAGACACAAUGCCCGACCUCUUGUAAACCCUGUUUGUUUGAUCACGCAGGCAUCUCGACAAUCUCGUACGUUUUUGACAACAUCCAGCCUUCACCAGCACUUCAGCAAUCAUGAAGUUCAGCCUCAUCAUGAUCAUGGCCGUCUCGGCCCAGGCGCAUAGUAUUUUCCAGAAACUCUCUGUCAACGGAGUAGAGCAGGGACAGCUCGUGGGACUCCGUGCCCCUAGCCAACCCAACCCCGUCUACGACGUCUGGGACCAGCAGCUCGCCUGCGGCCUCCCCGGCACUCGGUCGAACAAGGUCAUCAACGUCAAGGCCGGCGACAGGAUCGGUGCUUGGUGGGGCCAUGUCAUCGGCGGCCCCCAGUGGCCCAACGACCCGGACCAUCCGAUCGCUUCUUCCCACAAGGGGCCCAUCUCAACGUACAUGGCCCGGGUCGACAAUGCGGCCACGACAUCCCCCAACGGGCUCCGGUGGUUCAAGAUCCACGAGGACAGCUUCAACCCUUCCACGGGCAAAUGGGGCGUGGAUAACAUGAUCGCCAACAAGGGCUGGUCGUACGCCAUCAUCCCCUGGUGCUUGGCUCCAGGACACUAUCUCCUGAGGCAGGAGUUGCUGGCGCUGCACUCGGCUUACAGCAACAUGGGUGCUCAGUUCUAUCAGUCUUGCGCCCAGCUCAACGUUUCGGGCGGAGGAUCCUUUGUUCCGAGCCAGACGGUCAGCAUUCCGGGCGCUUAUGCGCAGAAUGACCCCGGCGUCUUGAUCCAGAUCUGGGUGAACGGCAUUCCGGAUAAUGGUCGCAAGUCUUAUACUGCUCCUGGGCCCCGUCCCAUGACCUGCCCGGCUUGAGUAUUGGAGCGGGCUACCCUGCACUGUACUCUUGGGGAGACGGUACUCAGCUCCCUUUGGAGGAACUACCUUAGAUGUGGCUUGCACGUUGCGAAUCGUUAGUUUUGACCUUAGUAGCGGUAGCCUCAUUCAAUAAAGUGUUUUCUCC
This is a messenger RNA of Parathielavia appendiculata, 1209 nucleotides long. Its product is annotated as lytic polysaccharide monooxygenase. The coding region runs from base 324 to 1061 and encodes 245 amino acids. The transcript is spliced from 2 exons. NCBI's taxonomy places the organism in Eukaryota, Fungi, Ascomycota, Sordariomycetes, Sordariales, Chaetomiaceae. The record is from RefSeq and is a predicted model, not a curated record.